Molecule: messenger RNA, 4254 nt
Organism: Ipomoea triloba (trilobed morning glory)
Lineage: Eukaryota; Viridiplantae; Streptophyta; Magnoliopsida; Solanales; Convolvulaceae
Product: putative pentatricopeptide repeat-containing protein At1g19290
Exons: 7
Coding region: 95-2842 (915 amino acids)
Molecular function (GO): protein binding
Source: RefSeq, a predicted model, not a curated record
GCUAUGGCGACUAACCGGCGUUCUCUUUUGAUGGACCGAAUGUGGAUGGAGACGAGCUGAUGAGAACUGAACCCGUCGGCGGCGAGGAAGAAUAAUGGUAAGAAGCAUCUUCCCUCUCUCCAAUCGCAGACUCAUUCGCCGUCUCCUCCCUCUGCUUAAACAACACACGACCGCCAUUCACACUACAACAAUUAUUACUCGUCGGCGGCUCCGAUUUGAGUCCCAACUGACCCGUUCCGAACUCCUCGAUCGGAUAUGUCGACUCUUAAUUCUCCGGCGCUAUGACGCCGUAGACAGCAUCAAUAUUGAUUUCUCCGACGCCCUCGUCGACGCCGUUCUUCGAAAGCUCAAGCUAAACCCCGAAGCCUCUCUUCAUUUUUUCGAACUAGCUUCAAAGCAGCAAUAUUACAGGCCGCACAUGAAAUCUUACUGCAUAAUCGUUCACGUAUUGUCGAAAGCUCGAAUGUUCGACGAAGCGCGGUUUUAUUUGGAUGAGCUCGUGGAACUCUCUCGACAAAAGGAAUCAACGUCGCUUGUAUGGAAUGGAUUGAUUGCAGUUUAUACGGAAUUUAAAUUUUCUCCCAUGGUUUUUGAUAUGGUUCUGAAAAUUUACGCUAAGAAGGGGUUGAUUAAGAAUGCACUGUAUGUGUUUGAUAAUAUGCCCAAGUGCGGCUGCAGGCCGAGCUUACUGUCUUGUAAUAGUUUGUUGAGUUGUUUGGUGAAAAAUCGUGAAUAUCAUACUGCAUUUUGUGUUUAUGAUCAGAUUACUAGAAUUGGAAUUUCUCCUGACAUAUACACUUGCACAAUAAUGGUAAAUGCCCAUUGUAAGGAUGGUAGAGUUGAUAAAGCUGAGGACUUUAUUGAGAAAAUGGAAGCAAUGGGUUUGGAAGCAAAUAGAGCCACUUACCAUAGUUUGAUCAAUGGGUAUGCGGAGAAUGGUGAUAUGACUGGAGCUGAAAGAGUGUUAAGAUUAAUGAUUGAAAGAGGUAUAUCCAAGAAUGUGGUGACGUACACAUUGCUAAUCAAGGGAUAUUGCAGGCAGGGGAAUAUGGAGGAAGCAGAGAAAGUAUUUCGAGGGAUGGAGGUGGCAGAGAAUGAUACAGUAGUUGUGGAUGAGCAGGUCUUUGGUGUGUUGAUAGAUGGGUUUUGUCAAAUUGGGAAACUGGAUGAAGCGCUUAGGAUUCGAGAUGAGAUGUUGAAAUUAGGCUUGAAAAUGAACCUAUUUAUUUGCAAUUCAUUUAUAAAUGGUUAUUGCAAGCUUGGUCAAGUCCGCAAAGCAGAAUGGGUUAUAAGGACUAUGAUGGGCUGGAAUGUAAGACCAGAUUCUUACAGCUAUAAUACCCUAUUAGAUGGUUAUUGCAGGGGAGGUUGGACAAGUGAAGCAUUCAACCUUUGUGAUGAAAUGAUUCAAGUUGGUAUAGAUCCAACAGUUGUAACUUACAAUACUCUCAUGAAAGGUUUGUGUCAAGCUGGUGCCAUUGGUGAUGCUUUGGACCUCUGGCAUUUGAUGCUUAAGAGAGGUUUUGCUUCUGAUGAAGUUGGAUAUGGUACACUUUUUGCUGCACUUUUUAAGGCGAAUGAUUUUGAGAAGGCUACAAUGUUGUGGAAACAUAUUAUGGCUAGAGGGUAUACCAAAAGCCUAAUUCUUUUCAAUACAAUGAUCAAGGGACUAUGUAAGAUGGGGAAAAUGAUUGAAGCUGAGCAGCUUCUUGACAAAAUGAAGGAGCUUGGCUGUUCACCUGAUGGAGUAACUUAUAGAACCUUAAUUAACGGUUACUGUAAAGAUGGUCAAAUUGAAAUGGCUUUGAGAAUAAAGGGAGUCAUGGAACAGCAAGGAAUCCUUGCUUCCAUUGAAAUGUACAAUUCAUUUGUUAGUGGAUUUUUUAUGGCUAGGAAGUUGAACAAAGUCGAAGAUCUUCUCAAUGAAAUGCAUACAAAGGGAAUAACGCCCAAUGUUGUUACAUAUGGUGCCCUUAUUACUGGAUGGGUUAAGGAAGGAGAGCUUGAGAGAGCUUUUAAUGCAUAUUUUGUGAUGAUAAAUCAGGGGUUGAAUCCAAAUGGGAUCAUAUUCAGCACCAUUAUUGGUGGAUUAUAUAGGCAUCGCAGGACUGCUGAUGCAAAUAUGUUGUUGCAAAAAGUAAUGGACUUUGAUACUAGUCUGAACCUUAACUGUCCUCAUGGUUUUUCGAACCCCCAUGUAAGAUCAUUAGAUGUUCAAAAAAUUGCAAAUUCCCUUGAUGAGGGGGUAAAAAAUUCUAUUGUGCCGAACAAAAUUCUAUAUAAUCUAGCAGUAGUGGGGCUAUGCAAAAUUGGAAGGAUCAAUGAUGCCAGAGAAAUGAUUAGUGCUUUGUUUGAGAAAGGAUUUAUCCCAGAUGAGUUUACAUACUGUGCCUUGAUACAUGGUAUUUCAUUAGCUGGUAAUGUUGAUGAGGGUUUUAAAUUACGGGAUGAGAUGCUAAAAAGGGAUCUUGUUCCAAACAUUGCUAUCUAUAAUGCUCUCAUCAAUGGCCUUUGUAAAACAGGAAAUGUUGAUAGAGCACUGAGACUUUUUCAUAAGCUUCACUCAAAAGGCUUAACCCCCAAUGUUAUAACCUAUAAUACUUUGAUUGAUGGGUACUGUAAGACUGGAAAUACUAGUGAAGCUCUUGAAUUGAAAGAGAGAAUGAUAAAAGCCGGGAUUACUCCUUCAAUGGUUACUUUUUCUACUUUGACCAAUGCUCUGCGUAGACAAGGAAAUGUGGAAGAAGUAUCAAAACUUUUGGAUGAAAUGAUGAAGGCUAGUUGGGAACUGAAUCUUGUGACAAAGAGAAAAAUUAAUGAAGUGGCAGGCAUUGGGGUUUAGUCUCCACUUGCGGGGAAAUGUUACAAACAGAUGGAGAAGCCUAAAUGAUAUGGCUCCUUCUCCUUGAUACAAAAUGCAUUGUUGAAUUUUAAGAACUUAGGGAAUCAACCAAAUUCUAAAUCUGGAGUUGGAUGUAUGCAGCUCUGUUUUAUUGAGUUGAAGUAACUAAGUUAUAGAGAUCAUACAUUCAUUGUGUUAUGUGCUUUUCAGACAUGGACAUUUGAUUCACAGGGAUUGGUCCAUGCUGUGCGACCUAGGGUUAACUGGUCACUCCUGAACAGCAUGUUCCAUGAGGUCAAUCUCAUAGGAAAAUCUUCAUUUUGGCCUGAAACCAUGUCAUUGGAGGGGCUGGAUCAAACCGAACAAGAGUACAACCUCGAUAGUCAAUCACAAUUAAAUGAAGAUGAACAAAUUGCCAGAGCUCUUUGGGAGUGCUUGAGCAUUGAAUAUCCACCUUUGCAGGCAAACCAAAAUGGCAGUUGGCAGGGAUGUGGAUAUGGCAAUGGGAACUUCUAUCAACUUGUAACUUCCCCCUACACAACAAGUUAUAGGCUGUUGAUAGGAUUGAUCCUUGUACAUGGGAAUAUUCAUGCUUGGCUUCAACUCAAAGGUUAUCAAACUCUUGGCCAAUAUGUUGAAGAAGGCAUGUUAAGUGCUGGUGCUUAUGUGGCAAGAAUCUCGGAUUAUGUCCUUGUUGUGCAGCAACAGUGCUCAACUCAUACUCUCAAAUCACAGGAUCAGUUCUUAUGAAUGGAAUCUCAGGGGGUACUUCUUACACCAGAUUGAAUCUCACAUCACUGGUUCAUGGAAAUAGUCAUAGUAUGUCCAUUCCAGACUUCGUUGCAAGCUCGAGCUAUUUGGGAUGUGGAAUCUCUGGAGAGCAUUCUUAUUACCUGAUUUGUGGUCACUAAAGAGAAGCUAGUUUUGACAUUCUUUAUGACUGAGUUUACACAAGCCUGCUGGAUGCAAAUUAUUGAUACCAAAAAAAGAGAAAAAGAACAGGAAUACUAAAUAUUGGGUGGGAGAAAAUUGCUGCUGAAUUCAAUACAGUUGGGCAUCCCCUUGGACAGUAUUUGCUUAUAUGAUCUGGAAUAUAUGGAAAUUGAUGAACUCCCUAGGUUUGAAGGGUAUUCGAAUCUCUCCAGAAGCAUACAGAGUCCUAUGGGUAGGGGGGAUUAAGAUUUAUAAGAGUUGUCAACUGCAUACCUCAAACAAGGAUUUUCAGAUUUUGGAAGCUUAAUUCUGAUGGAAAAUUAAGCUCAUGUGACAAUGAGUUAAAAUUUACUAAAAAUAAUUUUAUGGGUUAGAUUUUAAUUCUUUUUACGAAGUUAUUAUAAUUUGAAUUGUUUGAAAUAUGUAUUUAAUAGUUGAGAGUAUAUUUAUUUAUUGUAUUGAAGAUAUUAGUUGAUUGA